AUGUCGGGACUCGAAGGACUCGGGCUUGCGGCUAACAUAAUUGCAGUGAUUGAUCUAUCUGCAAAAGUCAUCUCAUGGUGCUCUCAAUACUCCAAAGACGUCAAGAACGCCAGGAACGACAUCGAACAACCCCAGCAGGAAACACACAGACUCUAUUUUAUGGCUGAGGAAUUCGCAAGCUCCUUGAAGGUCCGAACGUGGCCACACGAAAGCAAAGAUGUAGAGGGGCUGCUGCAAGAGCUUGUUCGCACAAGCGAGAUAUUCCAUCUCGGCUUACAGAUUGAUCAAACGAAUAUCAUCAUUGGUAGUGACGAAAGGGCGAGACUAGAUCGCAUCCCUGUUGCUGAAGGAGCAUCCUCACACGCAGACGACGAAGAUGCCACGACCUGCCUCCCAGACACUAGAGUGCAACUCCAACAAGACAUAUGGAAAUGGGUUAAUAGUGAUACUGCCGAACUCAUUAUGUGGCCCAGCGCGGACGCAAAGGACCGAUCUAACCUGUCCAAAUUUAUUUCCACCCUUGCUGCCGACUUGGCAGUCAAAAUUCCAGAGACCUGUCGGCACGUUCUGGAUACAAUUGAAGACCAGAGUGAUAUCUUCAAGAAGGUCGUCGGGGAUCAGCUAGAUCAACCCAUCAUCGAACCUAUCAUCCAAUGCCAGGCGAUCCGUGUGCGGCGCCCCAUUGUCAUCGCCAUAGAUGCCCUGGAUGAAUGCAAGAGAGAAGCAGACAUGAUGUCCUUUAUUCAGCUAUUGACUAGAUCUCAGACUGCUCAAGUGUCGUGUCUUAGAAUCCUCCUGACAAGCAGACCCGAGUUGCCUAUCCGACUGGGUUUCAGCCUGGCAGAUUCUGAAUCGUUCCAGUCUGUCACCCUGCAUGAUACACCUGAUGAAGUCAUUCGGAAAGAUAUCCUUACUUCCCUCUUAUUCCACUUGAGCAAGAUCAGAGAGGAGUACAAUGCGUCCGACAUUUCUUAUGACCGGAAGUUGGGCCCAGCUUGGCCAGGAAAGAAAUGA
Clonostachys rhizophaga is the source of this 1014-nucleotide messenger RNA. Lineage: Eukaryota; Fungi; Ascomycota; Sordariomycetes; Hypocreales; Bionectriaceae. The record is from the annotation of a GenBank genome assembly.